Molecule: messenger RNA, 3188 nt
Organism: Micropterus dolomieu (smallmouth bass)
Lineage: Eukaryota; Metazoa; Chordata; Actinopteri; Centrarchiformes; Centrarchidae
Product: zinc finger protein 84-like
Exons: 3
Coding region: 363-3179 (938 amino acids)
Source: RefSeq, a predicted model, not a curated record
CACGCCUCCACUUCCGGGUUACAGGCAACGGAGCCGUGGAAACAAAACAGAGAAACGAGAAUCAUCUAAAGUCCGUUAUUGUUCUUCUGUCCUCCGCUUCGACUCUGUUUUAUGAGCCAGCGGGUAAGUGAAGCUGUCGAGGAGACAUUUGGACAUUUAGAGAAAACAAUAACAGAGAUGGACCGAGGAGGGAGCUGUUUUACCACCGCGGCUAACGUGCUAACCUUUUCUGUUACGUGCCACAGAAGACACAACCAAAGUGACCCACCAGAGCCUGGAUGUGUGGAUAAACAUUGUGGAAACUUUCUGGAUGUUUCACCUGUCAUCUCCCGUUAGCUUAGUUAGCUUUUCAUUUGUUUAAAAUGUCUAAAGUCCAGAUGCUGAGAGGUUUUAUCAACCAGCGACUAACUGCGGCUGCUGAAGAGAUAUUUGGGCUGUUUGAAAGAACGAUAUCAGAGUACGAGGAGGAACUCUGUCGUUCCAAAGAGGAGAACCAGAGACACAGGAAACUACUGGACGCUGUUUUCCAGCCUGAAGUCCGGUUACACAGAGCAGACGUCCAGCAGCUGUUGGUGAGUAAAGAAGAGGUUCCCCCUGAGCAGCAGCAGUGGAGCCCCAGUCUGGACCAGGAGGACCCACCAGAGCCCCUGCACAUUAAUGAGGAGUGGAGCCCCAGUCUGGACCAGGAGGACCCACUAGAGACCCCACAUAUUGCAGGAGGAGAACAGGAGGAACUCUGGACCAGUCAGGAGGGAGAGCAGCUUCCAGGGCUGGAGGAGGCUGAUAUCACCAAGUUCCGAAUCUGGGCCUCAUCACAGGACGUCCAGCAGCUGUUCGUAAGUAAAGAAGAGGUUCCCCCUGAGCAGCAGCAGCAGAGCCCCAGUCUGGACCAGGAGGACCCACCAGUGCCCCCACACAUUAAAGAGGAACAGGAAGAACUCAGGACCGGUCAGGAGGGAGAGCAGCUUCCAGGACUGGAGGAGGCUGAUAUCACCAAGUUCCCAUUCACUCCUGUCCCUGUGAAGAGUGAAGAAGAUGAUGAAGAGAAACUUCAGUCCUCACAACUUCAUCAAAGCCAAACUGAACAGAUGGAAACAGCAGCUGACGGAAAGGACUGUGGAGGACCAGAACCAGCCAGGAACUUUAAUCCAGAUAGUCAUUUACAACCAGCUACUCAUGACCAGACUUCAGUAUCCUCUGAAUCUGAGACUGAUAACAGUUGUGACUGGGAGGAGACCAGGGGCCCUCAGCCAGGUUUGAACCCUCUGCAAAACAAAGUACCUGUAAGUGAUCAGGAAUGUAACACUGGAGAAACAUCAGUUAGCUCCUCUGAAUGUGCUACAAGCUUUGGCCACAAGGAACAUCUGCAGAACCACAAUGGAACCCAAACGGGUGGGAAACCACUUAGUGGCUCAAAACCUUUCAGCUGCUCAGUUUGUAAAAAAGGUUUCAGUCGGAAAACCACUUUGGUCGGACACCUUAGAAUCCACACUGGGGAGAAACUGUUUAGUUGUUCAGUUUGUGCCAAAAGAUUUGGAUUUAAGGGAAAUCUUGAUCAACAUUUGAAACUUCACACCGGGGAAAAAUUAUGUAUUUGUUCAGUUUGUGGUAAAAGAUUUGCAUUAAAGAGAUAUCUCAGGUCACACAUGAAAGUUCACACAGGGGAGAAACCGUUUAGUUGCUCAGUUUGUGAGAAAAGUUUCGGUCAGAAACAGCAUUUGGUCCAACACAUUAUCAUCCAUACUGGGGAGAAAAAAUUUAGAUGCUCAGUUUGUGGUAAAAGAUUUGCAGAAGUGUUAAGGCUGAAUCGACACUUGAGAGUUCACACUGGAGAGAAACCAUUCAGCUGCUCCGUUUGUGGUAAAAGAUUUUCACAAAAGGGAGUAAUGAGACAACACUUGACAGUCCACACAGGGGAGAAACGAUUCAGCUGCAGCGUUUGUGACAGAAGAUUCGCUUGGCGUAAUCAACUCAAAACACACAAAUGUGUUGAUGAGUCCUCACAUGGAAACCAACCUGGGGAGAACAGAGAGGCAGAGGACUGUGGAAGACCAGAACCAGCUAGGAACUCUAAUCCAGAUAGACUUUCACAACCAGAUACUGAAGACAAGACUGAAGACUCUUCUGAACCUGAGACUGAAGACAGUGAUGGUGACUGGGAGAAAGCUGGAGAACCUCAGUCCUCACAGCUUCAUCAAAGCCAAACUGAAGAGAACAGAGACACAGAGCAUUUGAAAACAGAAGAUGAUGGAGAGGUUUGUGGAGGACCAGAACCAGCCAGGAACUUUAAUCCAGAUAGUCCUUUACAACCAGCUACUCAUGACCAGACUUCAGUCUCCUCUGAAUCUGAGACUGAUAACAGUUGUGACUGGGAGGAGACCAGGGGCCCUCAGCCAGGUUUGAACCCUCUGCAAAACAAUGAAGUACCUGUAAGUGAUCAGGAAUGUAACACUGGAGAAACAUCAGUUAGCUCCUCUGAAUGUGCUACAAACCUUGGCCACAAGGAACAUCUGCAGAACCACAAUGGAACCCAAACGGGAGGGAAACCACUUAGUGGCUCAAAACCUUUCAGCUGCUCAGUUUGUAAAAGAAGCUUCCGUCAGAGACACAAUUUGAUCAGACACGGGAUAAUCCACACUGGGGAAAAACCAUUUAGUUGCUCAAUUUGUAAAAGAAGUUUCAGUCGGAAACAAUAUUUGGAGCAACACAUGAUAAUCCAUACUGGGGAGAAACUAUUUAGUUGCUCUGUGUGUGGUAAAAGAUUUGCAUUAAAGGGAUAUCUGAGUUCACACAUGCAUGUUCACACAGGGGAGAAACCAUUUAGUUGCUCUAAACCUUUCAGCUGCUCAGUUUGUAAAAAAGGUUUCAGGCAGAAAACCACUUUGGACAUUCACCUGAGGAUCCAUACUGGGGAGAAACCAUUUAGCUGCUCCGUUUGUGAUACAAGUUUCAGGCUGAAACACCAUUUGGUCAGACACCUGAGAAUCCAUACAGGGGAGAAACCAUUUCGUUGCUCCGUUUGUGGUAAAAGAUUUUCACAAAAGGGAACUAUGACACAACACUUGACAGUCCACACAGGGGAGAGACAAUUUAGUUGCAGUGUUUGUGGUAAAAGUUUUGCUUUGCUCCAGGCUGUCAAAAAACACAAGUGUGCUGGUGAGAGCAGCGGAAAUAAAUAAAUUCAUGUA